ACGGCUGCAUAGUGCCAGCUCAGCUCGCCUUGGGAGCGUUAAUCGCCGACAUUGUUUGUUACCUGCUGGUGGCUUUUUCCCCGUCUGCUGUUAUUGAUUCCCACUCGUGCGCAGCCACGCAGGACUGACGCGUCCCUGCUUUUCGCACUCGGCCGAUUCGACCGCCCAAGCAUGACCGAGCAAGACAUCGCGAAUUUCCCUGCAUGCCAUACUGCUACUUGAUCGCAUUUAUGCCUAGCCGAGACCCUCCGCGAACGCAACCAUGGCUGAACCGCAGAAGAAGGGAUUCUGGGGCGGUCUGCUUCGUAGAGUCAGCAACGCCCAGCGAGCCUCGAAGCUGGAGCAAGAGCCGCCGCUGAGACGGUUCGCCGAGGGCGACGACUCGUUUUCGCAGAGACGCAAAUCCGAGAGGGUCGAUGUUACCCACCCGCGCAGACGACCUCGGCGCCCGAAUCCCGACCCCAAAGGCAAGGGCCGCGAGAAACCGAACGGCCGCCACCGCCACCACUCGGCCACCUUAUCGGGAUGGCCGCCAUCCGGCGUGUCGAGCGAGGAGGAGCUAUCGCUCGGCCACGCGAUGGAGCUCAUCUCGAAAGGUGUCCCGGCCCACAAGGGCCACAAGCGCCCCAUCCCGCAUGCCUCCGACCACUACUACCGCCUAUACACCACCACCGCCGGCAAUCACAGCGACGAGACCGACGCCGCCAACCAACACGAGUCCAUGACCCAGCUGACCACCCUGCGAAUCCAGGGCACCGGCCUGCCCACCUAUCCCUGGGAGACCUUCGAGCAGCCGAGCCUCGCGUUCGGGUUCGGAGCGCGGCCGGGCACCAUCACCUUGAACCACUGGGUCGGUCUCUUCAGCGAACUCCCGCGCCAGAUCGAGCUGCGCGACCUCGGCAUGACCCCGAGAGAGGCCGAUCUGACCCGAAUUUUCGAUCGGCUGAAGGACUUGGAGGAGGGCGGUCUGGAAGACGACAGCGAAGAGCUGCUAUAUCGCCUGUACAAGCGGUUUCUCAAGGACCCGGACAAGUCCUUCAGCCCGCAUAAGACGAUGCACCAGCAGAUUACCGAUUUGGUCACGUGUCUGUCGAGUUCCAACUGGGUUGAUUUCUCGAUUCCGAAGAACCAGGUCGUCACAAAGUUCAUCUACGAUACCGGCCCUGAGAAUCACGAGCAGUACAGAAAGUUCUUCUACCAGCUACUGCUGAGCCUCGAGCUGGAGCUGCGAAUCAACUCGAGGCUCCAUACGGACGAGGCCAAGGAGAAGCUCAUGGCGCUGAUACCGCCCAAGAUCCAAUGGAAUCUAGCGCUCGCCAGACGAUGGCGGGACUACCUGCGCAUCGAGGACUACGGGAAGACGCCAGAACAGGUCAGACUACGGUUCAAGUUGCAGAAGAGACAGGUCAAAAUGUUGAAGAGGUUUGCCCAGAUGAUGAAGUGGCCGAACCUAACCGAGACGCUGGAUGAGCUGAGGCUGAGAGAGGCGGAGGGGACGCUGAUGUCCGUCAGCUCGCACGCCAUGGCCUUUUUCAGCUGUCUGAUCUUGCCGGGACCCACUUUCCCUUUCCUUAUCAUGAACGCUCUCAUCGACGUCGACCCGGACAAGGCGACAGACAAUCUUGCCUUGCUAACACACCUUCACCCCCACUGCGGCUUCCAAUACCGCGGCAGCUAUACGUACUGGUCCUCGAGUUGCGUCGUCGGCAAGGUGCUCGCGCCGACUUGUCUCGAGGUUGCCGGAUGGGUUGGUCCGGCUCGGCCCACCGGGGACCUCGGUCGGUCCCAAAUCGCCCGGAUCCGCGCCCGGAAGCCGCGGCAGCAUAUGCUGACGCCGGGCGACGUGGCUACGAUGAGCGAAAGAUCCAAUCCCUUAGGGCCGCCUUCGAGGGUUUAUCCGGUCAAGGACUAUAAGCUGCUGAUACCCGACACGGACGACAUCGUAGACACGAUACGAAUCGAGUUGGUCAACCUGAAGACGCUUACCGACAAGCAGGACUCGGGCCCUCAGUGGUUCGACGCGUCGAUACAGUUUGCCAUAGACGGCGUGUCGUGGCCGCUUCACCUCACGUUCGAUGUUUCGUUCAUCAACGCGUGGCCGUGCACCGACGGUCCCCACCCGCUAUUCUUCGACUUCGUCUUCACCGCCGUCCAGGUCGACGAGGUGGUGAAGAUUCUCGAUUGGGGCAAGCUGAACGGGAACACCAAGGAACCGGGUCCGGAGUCAAGCCCGGUCGGCGGAAGCAAGCCCGCGAAGUCGGCCCAGCCGGGAGAGGAUGACGACGAGAAGGUGCUCGUAAUCAAGGCGUUUGGCACAAAAGACAACGAGGUCUUGGCGCGCGCGUGGUGCUCCCACUGGGGGCUCAACGCCGUGGUGGCGGAUAUCGGGAAGACCUGCAUGGCGUGUGCCGUCCGCGAAGCCUACGCGGCGACCUUGACGGUCUUGAUACUCGUCGACGACCAAUCGGAGAUCUUAGAAUAACGGCACGAUGACCACGACCUGCGUGUGUAGGAGUGGGGGGAGAGAAGGUGCCUGCGACAGCACUCCCACGAUGAAAUGAUAAUGCGAUACAGAGAUAUAGACGCCCCCUCCCCCCUAGGACCAAUGAUUUUCCCUAGCGGUCGCGGCGUAUCUGACGAUUCAUUAACGACGGUUUACAACGUCUCACUUUAUGAAGUAAGGGAUCUUCAUG
This is a messenger RNA of Durotheca rogersii, 2693 nucleotides long. RefSeq lists its product as uncharacterized. The record is from RefSeq and is a predicted model, not a curated record. Lineage: Eukaryota; Fungi; Ascomycota; Sordariomycetes; Xylariales; Xylariaceae. The transcript is spliced from 4 exons. The coding region runs from base 263 to 2482 and encodes 739 amino acids.